GCAGCAGUUCUCUGGAACUUGGCGAUUCUGGGGCAGAGACAGAACCUUUAUGUCUAGAAUCGGAAUUACUGCUGUACACACCACAUUUUGUGCAAAGAGACUCGAAAGCGACGAACCAGGAUGGGAGUCGAGCUUGAAACAAUAACUCCUGGAGAUGGAAGCACUUUCCCUAAAAAAGGACAGACGUGCGUCGUACACUAUGAAGGGUCGCUGACAAACGGACGCAAGUUUGACUCCUCUCGGGAACGAGGCAAGCCUUUCAAAUUCAAGAUAGGCAAGCAGGAAGUGAUUCGUGGUUGGGAUGAAGGAGUAGCCCAGAUGAGUGUAGGACAGCGAGCCAAGCUGACUUGCACUCCAGACUUUGCAUAUGGGAGCAAAGGUCACCCUGGCAUCAUCCCUCCUAAUGCCUCCCUCAUAUUUGAUGUGGAACUUCUGGGCUUGGAGUAAGAGAUCCACAGUUCAACUCAGGUUUUUCCCUAUUAAUUCUUUCAGGGUCAGCCUUUCUGGGGAACAUGGUCUCCUGCACGUGGUCCUUGAAAGGGGCUAGUGUUGAUAGUUAUACCACUUAUCUUAGCUCUGUAAUCCAUUUGUAUAUUUUGUUGCCUUUUUAUUCCUUUCCAGUUAGACACGAUCAUUGGCAUGCUCUCACCCACUGGAUGUUCACUAUGAAACCUUUCUCCUUUCUCCCUCUUUUUGUAUUUGAUUUCUGUGUUGUAAACACGAUCAGUACAACAGGGCUUUGGCUGAGCUGGUAGUCUGUACUCUGUUGGGGAAAUUUGGAUAAUUCUGAAACAAACUACUUAAAUAAACAUUGUUUAUAAAAAGACAA
Electrophorus electricus (electric eel) is the source of this 829-nucleotide messenger RNA. It is a transcript of the gene fkbp1aa, whose product is annotated as FKBP prolyl isomerase 1Aa. Gene Ontology annotation, biological process: protein peptidyl-prolyl isomerization. Gene Ontology annotation, molecular function: peptidyl-prolyl cis-trans isomerase activity. The record is from RefSeq and is a predicted model, not a curated record. Gene Ontology annotation, cellular component: cytoplasm; sarcoplasmic reticulum membrane. NCBI's taxonomy places the organism in Eukaryota, Metazoa, Chordata, Actinopteri, Gymnotiformes, Gymnotidae.